UCCCCGCGUGCAGAGGGUGCUGAGACAGGGGCUGCCGGGUAAAGUGCGUGGGCUGCCGUCCUGGCCACCGACCGCCAAAGCCAUGGCUUCCAAACUCCUGCGCGCGGUCAUCCUUGGGCCGCCCGGCUCUGGCAAGGGCACGGUAUGCGAAAGGAUCGCCCAGAACUUUGGCCUCCAGCAUCUCUCCAGCGGCCACUUGUUGCGGGAGAACCUCAAGACCAGCACGGAAGUUGGUGACGUCGCAAAACAGUACCUGGAAAAAGGUCUUUUGGUUCCAGAUCAUGUGAUCACACGUCUAAUGAUGUCAGAACUGGAGACCAGGAGUGCCCAGCACUGGCUGUUAGAUGGAUUCCCAAGGACAUUAGUGCAGGCAGAAGCCCUGGACAGAAUCUGUGAUGUGGACCUAGUAAUCAGUUUGAAUAUUCCUUUUGAGACACUUAAAGAUCGUCUGAGCCGGCGGUGGAUUCACCCUUCUAGUGGGAGGGUCUAUAACCUGGACUUCAACCCACCUCAAGUGCUGGGGAUUGAUGACAUCACUGGUGAGCCACUUGUCCAACAGGAAGAUGAUAAACCUGAAGCAGUUGCUGCCAAGCUAAGACGGUACAAGGAUGCGGCAAAACCAGUCAUCGAACUGUACAAGAGCCGCGGAGUGCUCCACCAGUUUUCUGGGACGGAGACUAACAAAAUCUGGCCUUAUGUUUACACACUUUUCUCCAACAAGAUCACACCUAUUCAAUCCAAAGAAGCAUACUGAGCCUGCCAUAGGAAGAGCCAAGAAGACAUGGUCGCCCACUCAAUCACUCGUGUAGUCUUGGUGCCCUGGCCAAAUUAGAAGCCAGCUGAGAUAGCUUGCAGCAUCUUUUCUAGUUUAAGUGAUGAAGUAAUGAGGAAAAUCUAGUAGGUAGAAAGAGUUCAGGAAGAAGGAAACCCUCCUCUCCCUUUGAAAAGAGGCUCUGCAGGUGCAUCACGCCUUUCACAGGAAGGAGUAUAUAGACUGGAUUUCCACCAGUGUUGAGCCUACACUCUGGAUGGGUUAACAGCCAUGUGCUAACUAUCAGAGCCUUUUUUGCAUGCAGUGGUGGGCUCUCUGGUUUAUCCCACCUUCCACAGGCUACUAAACCACAGCACUGUAUGCCUGAGAACUUGAAGGGCUGUGGUCCUGCCUCAUCCAUUGCCAUAGCUCUGACAAUUGAUGCUACUUGCACUCAGUGGUUGCUUUUCCCCAAUGACCGAUUCUCCCUGGCUCUCAGACAUACUCGUUUCUAUUGUCUGAAUCUUGUUAUCUGCUCGCUCCCUUCUCAGGCUGUUCAGUACCAUGAUGGCGUCUGCAUUUACCCCUCUAACUUCCUUUAUACAAACUGAGAAGUAGGUGACUGGAUUCAGUCUUUUCCUUCUUACUAGGAACUGAUCCAAGUAGAAGGCUUACUUGGUUAAACAGCUGCUCUAUCUUGAGUCCACUCUGUACCUUUUACUGCUUAAAAAACGAUUCCCCCAGUGUCUUCAGGGUUCUCAAGAAACAAGGGAAAUGCUUACUUAUGGAAAUGUGGGUGAUUGUAUCUUCUGUAUAGAAGUAGUAGUAAUUGUAUGGAAAUCACUGGACUAAUGAGAUGGUUGGGUUCAAGGCAAGAUGAGUAUUCAACAUGCUGCUAAGUAUUAACGCUGUCUGUGUUUUUCUUCUGUGAGUGACUAACCAGACAGUGAGAGGUCAGUAAAGGGAGCAAGCCUGAGGGCUUGGAGCAUCUUGCACUAGACAUACAUAGCACCUGCGCUGAGUAAGACAGCUUUACCAUUUGGGAACGCAGAAUCUUUUUGUUUGUUUUCUUCCUAUUCCAAAGAUGCAGUCUAUAGGUGGCCAUAGAGUCCAGAAAUGAAUAUACUAAUAUUUUAUCAGUCAUUAUAUGUCAAGAAAGCAUUUGUUAAAAGACUUUCCUUCCUGGAUUCCAAACUUGUUGGCCACCUUGUUAUAAUUUUUACUCUUCUCUGGGAAGAACAGGGAAAUGUCUUCCCACUGCCUUAAAAAAUGUCCUGCAUCUGCCUGUCCCCACGAGGCGAUCCUUUAUUACUGGUGGUGAUUUAAUGUGACAUCUCAUAGCCUGUCUGGGGUCAGGGUGUAGGGUGGGCUUAGCACUUUAGUGAUACUGAGACAUUAUUCCAUUCUGAAGAUGUCAUGUGAAUCCCCAGUCCAUUCACUGCCAUGUAUUCUGUGCUAACGAGUCUGUCUGCCUUCCUGUGCUGCCUGGACUCCUGUGGUUCCUCUCAGUUGUCUUUCAUGUGCAUGUUCUGUGGCUCCUUAGUGGAGAUGCAGGCCAGCAUCCCCCACUCGUGCUCUCAGUACAGAAAAAUAAGCUUCUGAAGUGCAGCUGCUUGGUGCAGGUCUGUGACCAUCUGGGCAUUGUCAUGAUGUCGAGCACUUUGGAAGCUUACCUUUGGAUGUCACUUGGUAGGGGUUGGAUGGUAAAAGCCAAAGCUUCCUGGAGGAGCAGGUCAGGAGUGGGAAACCCUGAGAUUAUUCCCAGGGACCAAGGGAAGUAGAGAGUUCAAGGGAUUCAGGGUAACUCAAGAGAGGUGGGAAAACUUCAAACUUAUUUCUUCACCUCUCUUAGAGUCUGAGGAGAGCAAUAGGGUAUGAUCAGGUCCUUGCCUGCACACUCUUGUUUCUCUAUGCAUUUCAAGCUCAAUAGACUACAGUAGCCAGCACUAGGACACCAGGGUCAGAAGAGCAGCAAAGGGCAAAAACAUCUUUUCCAAAGUCUUGGGUGAUACCAUGUCCGUUGGUGUAAAGGUGUUUUCUGCAGCAGACUUGGCUGUUCUUUUUGAAAUGAUUUUGUAGAAACGGACAUUUAAUACUGAAAAGGGUCUUGACAAAGGUAGAAUGGAAAGAGCAUCUGUUCUUCUCAGGCCACACAUGGCCUUCCUUCAGGUGGACACCAAGAGUCUGAGUGGUCUCUGAGAUUCUGGUCUGACUUUGUGUUCACAGACUCCACCUGACUCCUUAUUCAGUUUGCUUCCCACAAUCCUCUUGCUUAGAACUUAGGAAAGACUGCAUGUUUAUUCCUCCAGUAUUUAUGACAAAAAGGUGCUAUGAAGGAGGCCUUCUGAGGGAGGUGCACGCUCUCAGGACCUUUAUAAGCAUUGUGGUGAAUCUUCACAGGCACAACUAAUUUUUCCUAUAAAUAAUAGUCCAGGAUAUGAAGUCUUGCCCCAGGCUCUUCAUAUGAGUAAACAGUAGAGCUAUGACUCAGUCCCAGGUUUUCCUGCUUCAGAAAACUUUGGCCUUUUUACUGGAUGUUAGCUGUCUUGACCUAAGCAGCCUGGAGCCAUGGGCCUGCUUAGGUUUGCUUGUGGACUCAGGGAGAGUGGCAGACAUGACUGGAGUGGCUGUGUGAGGCUAUUUCUUUUAUACUCUUUGCCUGAGCAAAAGGAGUUGCUAAAUACAAGGUGUUAGGCAGGCUGGGUUUGGACCAGGCUAAUCUGCCUCAAUUCUAGGUGUCAGAAAGCCAUGAAGCCAUAUGAAGGAGAACUGGCAUCUACUGGAACAUUAAAAUUAACCAUAAAUGUUACCCCUUAUUUUGGGUGUGGAAAACUGCACAAUUCUUGCCAGAAUGAAUGCCAUCAACUGCCUCAGGGCACUCCUUGGUUUGACUGUUCUGUAUGUGGUUGGGUGUGAGGGAGACAGGCUAAGCACAAUGUCUUUCAAUAAAAGGCUCUGGUUUAAAACCUUGCAAGGAGUACUGCACCUUCUCUCUGGGAUUCGGGAAAAGGGAAGAAAAAUGGAAAACCCCGGGCUUUGUGUGAACUGCAAGAAAUGGUAGGGUUCAAGGCUUUUCUAGUUUCAUGAGAACUUGUACUACUGAAUUUGCGAAUUUUGUUUUUUGAGCUGAACAGAUCUCUGGGGGAUUAUGUUGAGUGUAAUGACAUUUCACUGUGAUCCCCCAAGUUCAAGGCAGUCUUUAACCCAAUGUUGGCUUAAGUUUCCCGGGAGCUGACAUGUCAACUUUUCUUCAGUGACAGUUGGUGUUCCUAUUGAUUUUGGCACAUGUGCUUAAUACAAAGUCAGUUCUGUAUAUGCUAUCCUAACUAUUCAUUGUAUUAAUUUUUUUUGUUUUGUUAUCUUGCUUGAAGAUUGAUUUGUAUUGAAUUUGAUAGAAAUAAAUGUUUUUCUGCUUAA
Molecule: messenger RNA, 4168 nt
Organism: Grammomys surdaster
Lineage: Eukaryota; Metazoa; Chordata; Mammalia; Rodentia; Muridae
Gene: Ak4
Product: adenylate kinase 4
Exons: 5
Coding region: 83-754 (223 amino acids)
Biological process (GO): nucleobase-containing compound metabolic process
Cellular component (GO): mitochondrion; cytoplasm
Molecular function (GO): nucleoside diphosphate kinase activity; ATP binding; AMP kinase activity
Source: RefSeq, a predicted model, not a curated record